Molecule: messenger RNA, 652 nt
Organism: Branchiostoma floridae (Florida lancelet)
Lineage: Eukaryota; Metazoa; Chordata; Leptocardii; Amphioxiformes; Branchiostomatidae
Exons: 5
Coding region: 140-652 (170 amino acids)
Source: RefSeq, a predicted model, not a curated record
GAAAAACCUGCAGGACGGCUGAUGGUGACUAAUUGUGGUCAGUCUGUCAGGGAGUUGUGUGGUCAGCGUGUCGGGGAGAGUUGGCGGAGUCACAUCGUCUGUCCGCCGACCAAACUCACGUGACUGACUGAUCCUACGUAUGGGAGGGCCGGACAUGCGCACCAUGGAGUUGGCCCUGCUGCUUCUCCUGGCGGCUACCGCCCGCACUGCAGCUGAAGGCGACAUCAAAGUCAGCAUCGAUAAAGAGUUGGCUAACAUUGAAGAGCUGGAGGAAGAUGUCCACAAAUAUGGAAGAAGAGGUUUUACUGGGGGAGGCCUCUCCGGAGGAGGAUUCUCCGGAUCAGGAGAAGGUUCGAAGUACAUCAGCCUGGGUUGUUGGAAAGACACCGGCAAUCGCGCCAUCGCCACGCUGGAGGGCACAGACGCACGGCUGGACGGGAGUUACCCCGCCCGUAAAAACGCCAUCGAGAAGUGCUACCAGGUGGCCAAGUCCCGCGGGUUCUCCGUGUUUGCUGUCCAAAAUGGCGGCUGGUGUGCCGGCUCCGCUACUGCCCUCAGCACCUACCGGAAGUACGGACCCUCGUCGGGAUGUGGGAAAGAUGGAGAAGGAGGAGGCUGGGCGAACGAAGUCUACCUGAUUACAGGUAAAUAA